Molecule: messenger RNA, 1732 nt
Organism: Cuscuta campestris
Lineage: Eukaryota; Viridiplantae; Streptophyta; Magnoliopsida; Solanales; Convolvulaceae
Source: the annotation of a GenBank genome assembly
AACUCUUUUUACCCGUCAAUCAUUUUUUUUACCCCAGGUAAAACACUGAUCUGCCUUUUUCCGGCGGCCGAGACGGCGUCGUGUUCGGUUGAUUGUCCGCCCAUGGCCGCCGUCGCGGCGAGAAGCUCGAGCAAGAAGGAAUGUCCGGGAGGGCUUUUACUGGAUCGGUACGAGAUCGGCAAGCUCCUUGGCCAUGGAACCUUCGCGAAGGUCUACUUCGCCAGGAACGUGAAGACGAACGAGGGCGUCGCGAUUAAGGUGAUCGACAAGGAGAAGAUCCUCAAAGUCGGCCUCACCGCGCACAUCAAGCGCGAGGUUUCGAUCCUCCGCCGCGUCCGCCACCCUAACAUCGUCCAGCUCCUCGAGGUCAUGGCCACGAAAUCGAAGAUUUUCUUCGUCAUGGAGUAUGUCAGGGGCGGCGAGUUGUUCAACAAGGUCGCCAAGGGGAGGCUCAAGGAGGAGGACGCCAGGAGGUAUUUCCAGCAAUUGAUCUCCGCCGUGGCCUUCUGUCACGCCCGCGGCGUUUACCACCGCGAUUUGAAGCCGGAAAACAUACUGUUGGACGAGGACGGGAAUGUGAAGGUCUCCGAUUUCGGAUUGAGCGCCAUAUCUGAGCAGAUCAAACAGGACGGGCUGUUUCACACGUUCUGCGGCACUCCAGCUUACGUUGCCCCAGAAGUAUUGGCCAGGAAGGGCUACGAUGCUGCGAAGGUAGAUAUAUGGUCUUGCGGGGUGAUUCUCUUUGUUCUAAUGGCUGGCUAUUUACCUUUCCAUGACCAGAACAUCAUGUCCAUGUAUAAGAAGAUUUACAGAGGGGAAUUCAGAUGCCCUAGAUGGUUUUCCCCCGAAUUAACAAGAUUUCUCUCUCGAUUGCUCGAAACCAAUCCAGAAACAAGGAUAACCAUCCCUGAGAUUAUGAGCAACAGAUGGUUCAAGAAGGGGUUUAAGGAUGUCAAGUUUUACAUAGAGGAUGACAAGCUGUGUAGUAUCUUGGACGAAGGAGUCGAUUAUUCGUCUGAUUUGUCAGAAUCAGAAUCUGAGAUGGAGAGCAGGAAGAGGAUAACCGGUUUACCUAGACCUGCUAGCUUGAACGCCUUUGACAUCAUCUCCUUUUCACCCGGUUUUGAUCUUUCUGGAUUGUUUGAGGAAGGGGGAGAUGGUGUGAGACUCAUCUCCGGAGCACCUGUGUACAAGAUCAUAAACAAGCUGGAAGAGAUUGCGAAAGUGGUGAGUUUUUCAGUGAGGAAGAAGGAUUGUAGGGUUAGUCUUGAGGGGACGAAGGAAGGUGCAAAAGGACCAUUAACCAUAGCUGCAGAGAUAUUCGAACUAACCCCUUCUUUGAGAGUCGUGGAGGUGAAGAAGAAGGGAGGAGAUACAGUUGAAUUUGAAAGGUUCUGCAAUCAAGAAUUGAAGCCCAGAUUACAUAACCUCUCCAUUGAAGACUCAUCUGAUUCUUCUUCACAUGUACCAUCAGAUACUGAAUAAACAAAAGGUUAAUGCUCUCUACUUCUUUCUGUUGUAGUAUAUUUUAAUUAUGAUUUUAUAUACUUCUUGUUGUGCCUUUGCCCCCCAUGGUUAUGUCUAUUAAGUUGUUAAUGUAAUUUUGUUCUUUGUACCUGUUUAGAUAGGUUAUACAAACACUGGAGAAAAUGAAUUUGUCAUUCUACCAAAGCUUGCUUCUUUUACAACUUCUUUAACCAUUAUAUGUUCGAAACAAAUGAUGGUCAUAUCG